CGCGCGACGAGUGCGCGUUUUACAAAAAUCGUACCAAAUGUUGUCCAACGCAAAUCUAUAAUUGUCGCGUUUAUGAAAAUAUUAAUUUAAUUCAGAAAUAUUAAUAAUAUGUCUGAAAAUGUGGGCUUUGUAAGGACAGCAGUCGAUUCAGUAAAAAGUGUACAAAAUAAACGUUCGAUAAGUGAUAACAGAAACACUUAUGAGACAGAGAUUAAAGUUAAAAGUGUAAUUCCUAGAAAGCGACAAGAGCUGUUAAAAUGGUACGGAUGGGGAUACAAAGACUCAAUGUUCCAGUUGAAAGAUGACAUCGCCACGUUUACAGGCAAAAGAUAUCUUAUCGGUGGCAAGUCGCUACCCCAUUUCGUGCAAUGGGUGAAAGAAAAAUUCGAUGUGGACAUCUCCAAGCCCCCGAAGAUUCCUCCCACUCCUACGGUAUAUCCUCAAAGCCGAUUACCGGACGAGGUUCGGCAGGAGUUGGAGAAGAUCAGCUUGGUCAGCGUCGAGGGUAUGGAUAGGCUCAUCCGUGCCCAUGGGCAGACCCUGAAUGAUAUGACGCAUCUUAGAAAUAACAGCUUUCAGAGGAUACCCGACGCGGUUAUAUGGCCUGAAUGUCAUGAACAGGUACAGCAAAUAGUAGAGUGUGCAUCUAAGUUUAAGUUUGUACUGAUCCCGUUCGGCGGUGGUACUUCUGUAUCGGGAUCCAUAACGUGUCCUGAGCAUGAGAGCCGUCCCAUAGUGGCUUUGGACACCAGUGACAUGAACUCCAUACUGUGGCUAGAUAGAGAACAGCUGUUGGCUAGAGUUCAGGCUGGUAUAGUGGGUCAGGAUUUGGAAAGAGAGAUGCGGGCAAGAGGCUUUACAGUCGGUCAUGAACCUGAUUCCUAUGAAUUUUCAACCCUGGGUGGAUGGGUGGCAACCAGAGCAUCUGGUAUGAAGAAGAACACGUAUGGCAACAUUGAGGAUCUAAUAGUUCAAACUAAGGUGGUGACGCCUCGUGGAGUCAUAGAAAAGAGUUGUUGUGUCCCACGGAUCUCUUGCGGCCCGGAAUGGGAACAUGUCGUCAUGGGGUCAGAGGGAUGCCUAGGAGUUGUCACUGAGGUGACGUUAAAAAUCCGUCCGUUACCCUCUCUGGUCCGAUAUGGAUCACUGGUAUUCCCUGACUGGGAGAGUGGGUUCCAAUUUGAGAGAGAAGUCGCCAGGCAACGUUUACAACCUUCUAGUAUACGAUUAAUGGAUAAUGAACAGUUUAGAUUCGGACAUGCCUUGAAAACGGAAACAUCGUGGGGGGGAGUGUUACUAGAUGGGCUGAAGAAGUUAUAUAUUACGAAGAUUAAAGGAUUUGACCCGAUGAAGCUAUGUGUGGUAACACUGUUGAUGGAGGGUAAAUUGGACCAAGUGACGGAGAGAGAGGCCCAAUUGAAUAGCAUCGCGGGGCAAUUUGGGGGCAUCCCUGGUGGGGCAAAGAAUGGAGAGAUUGGGUAUACAUUGACUUUUGUCAUUGCUUAUAUCAGGGACCUGGCACUAGAGUAUGACAUAGUGGCUGAAUCCUUCGAGACGUCAGUGCCAUGGGAGAGGACGUUGAUCCUCUGUCGGAACACAAAACGACGGGUUAUAACGGAGUGCAAAGCGAGAAACGUCUCUCAUUACCUCAUCUCCUGUCGACUUACACAGACGUAUGAUGCGGGAUGCUGCAUCUAUUUCUACUUCGGCUUCAAUAGCGCGGGUUGCGCAGAUCCAUUACGAACCUAUGAGGAAAUUGAAGAGGCUGCGAGGGAUGAAAUCAUUGCUUGUGGAGGUUCGAUAUCGCAUCACCAUGGCGUUGGAAAACUUCGAAAGAAAUGGUACACUCAGACUGUGAGUGAAGCGGGACGUCGCCUUCUUUACGCCGCUAAAACCGCUUUGGAUCCAGAAAAUAUCUUCGCAUUGGACAAUAUGGCGCUCGACCAACAUCCUACUAGCAAAUUGUAACAAGAAAGGCUACGAAAUAUCUCAAGUUUCUAUUAAAUAUUUAACUUGAUGUCAGCGCCACCUAUCGGGCUAAAUUGUGAAGAUCUAUUCAUUAAUUUUCCAUAAAUUUAUUACUUAUGGGAAAGGUUUCUUUUUCCUCGAUGUUAAAAUCAAAGUCAUACAUUCUUAUUUAUAAUAGUUUUAAU
This is a messenger RNA of Pieris napi, 2153 nucleotides long. RefSeq names its product alkyldihydroxyacetonephosphate synthase (gene Agps). The transcript is spliced from 11 exons. Gene Ontology annotation, molecular function: alkylglycerone-phosphate synthase activity; FAD binding. Lineage: Eukaryota; Metazoa; Arthropoda; Insecta; Lepidoptera; Pieridae. The record is from RefSeq and is a predicted model, not a curated record. The coding region runs from base 109 to 1968 and encodes 619 amino acids. Gene Ontology annotation, biological process: lipid biosynthetic process.